This is a messenger RNA of Arachis stenosperma, 837 nucleotides long. RefSeq lists its product as uncharacterized. The coding region runs from base 1 to 837 and encodes 278 amino acids. NCBI's taxonomy places the organism in Eukaryota, Viridiplantae, Streptophyta, Magnoliopsida, Fabales, Fabaceae. The record is from RefSeq and is a predicted model, not a curated record. Gene Ontology annotation, molecular function: nucleic acid binding. The transcript is spliced from 3 exons.
AUGACAGCUACAAAAGUCCUUCAGAGCGGGUUUUAUUGGCCGACUCUCUUCAGGGACUCAAGAGCAUUUGUGAAGCACUAUGGCAGAUGUGAAAAAGCUGCAAAUCUCCCUGCCAACCAUGAAAUGCCACAGCAGGGAAUUCUUGAGGUUGAGUUGUUUGAUGUGUGGGGUAUUGAUUUCAUGAGACCUUUCCCACCCUCACAUUCAAACAACUAUAUUCUAGUGGCAGUUGACUAUGUGUCCAAGUGGGUGGAAGCUGUGGCUUCGCCCACCAAUGAUGCCAAAGUGAGAUAUGGAGUCCGUCAUAAAGUGGCAACCCCCUAUCAUCCUCAGACAAGUGGACAGGUUAAAGUUUCCAACAGGGAACUUAAGAGGAUUCUAGAGAAGACCGUCAGUGUUUCAAGAAAGGACUGGUCUAGGAAGCUUGAUGAUGCUCUCUGGGCAUACCGGACAGCAUAUCUGAAUCUUGAUUCAGAAGCUGCAGGAAUCAAGCAAAUGGUUCAGCUGCAUGAGCUUGAUGAAUUCAGAUAUUCAGCCUAUGAGAAUGCCAAGCUCUAUAAGGAGAGAACCAAGCUACUGCAUGACAAGAAGAUUGCUAUCAGAGUCUUUGAGCCAGGACAAAGAGUGCUUCUAUAUAAUUCAAUACUCAAAUUCUUUCCCGGGAAGCUGAAAUCCCGAUGGUCAGGACCGUUUGUGGUUACCAGAGCUUCACCAUAUGGUCAUGUGGAAAUACAAGAAGUGAAUUCUGAUAGGAAAUUUAUAGUGAAUGGCCAGAGGUUGAAGCACUAUCUUGGAGGCAAGAUUGAUUGCCAGAGGUCCACUAAUCUACUGAACUAG